GACACGACAGCUGCGGUGACGCAGUUCCGGCCAGCUCAGCGUCGUCACGUCAUCCGUCCUGGUGCUCCCUUUUCCACUCUGGUUCACUCCAGGCUGUCAAAAUCGACCAAAUCUAAAAGCUUGUGCGGCGUCUGCAGACAAGAUGGUGCUGCUGACGAUGAUCGCCCGGUUGGCCGACGGCCUGCCGUUGGCCGCCUCCAUGCAGGAGGACGAGCAGUUGGGCCGGGACCUGCAGCAGUACCAGAGUCAAGCUAAGCAGCUUUUCAGAAAACUCAACGAGCAGAGCCCCUCGCGCUGCACCUUAGAGGCCGGCUCUAUGUCCUUCCACUAUGUCUUGGAGAAAGGCGUGUGCUACCUGGUCCUGUGCGAAGCCAGCUUCUCCAAGAAGCUGGCCUUCGCCUACCUGGAGGACCUGCAGGCCGAGUUCCACGAGCAGCACGGCAAGAAAGUGCCCACUGUCUCGCGGCCGUAUUCCUUCAUCGAGUUCGACACGUACAUCCAAAAGACCAAGAAGGCCUACAUUGACAGCCGGGCCCGGCGGAACCUGGGCAGCAUCAACACGGAGCUGCAAGACGUGCAGAGGAUCAUGGUGGCAAACAUCGAAGAGGUGCUGCAGAGAGGAGAGGCGCUCUCCGCGUUGGAUUCCAAGGCCAGCAACUUGUCCAGCCUGUCCAAGAAGUACCGCAGCGACGCCAAGUACCUGAACACGCGCUCCACGUACGCCAAGCUGGCAGCCGGCGGCGUUUUCUUCAUCAUGCUCAUCGUCUACGUGCGCUUCUGGUGGCUCUGAGAAGACAGCACAGCGCCAUCGUCUACACAUGAAAAACAGCCCCCCACCAAUAAGACUUUAAGACAACGGCACUUUUGCAGAAUGAUUCAAUAAAGCAUGACGGUUUUGGGAUUAGUGACCCCGUCCUGGAAAAGUCAACGUUUGGGUGUCUCAAAGGCGGGCCGCGUUCCAAACAGAGGGACUUCUGUUCGGUUUCCCGCCAUUUUGCAAAUGCUGCUUCAUAUGAUCUACAAAACUGUGCAGGUUACACCAAAGUGGGUUUCGAUGCUAGAACAUCAUCUUUUUCUAUUUUGGAAGAUGGAGCCUCACACUCAGCCCAGCACACAUUUCUGCUCCAUUGCACCGUUUUUGUCUUGUACAAAGUUUACUCGUGAAUUUCCAAGUCGGUCCAGGUAGAGGCGGGAAGAGUUGCAGAUUGCUUUUUUUUGGUUCUGUCUUGUGAAUAAAACAAAAGAAUUAGCACAGCA
Messenger RNA from Syngnathus typhle (broad-nosed pipefish), 1257 nucleotides. It is a transcript of the gene sec22bb, whose product is annotated as SEC22 homolog B, vesicle trafficking protein b. Gene Ontology annotation, cellular component: SNARE complex; ER to Golgi transport vesicle membrane; Golgi membrane. Lineage: Eukaryota; Metazoa; Chordata; Actinopteri; Syngnathiformes; Syngnathidae. The transcript is spliced from 5 exons. Gene Ontology annotation, biological process: endoplasmic reticulum to Golgi vesicle-mediated transport; retrograde vesicle-mediated transport, Golgi to endoplasmic reticulum; vesicle fusion with Golgi apparatus. Gene Ontology annotation, molecular function: SNAP receptor activity. The record is from RefSeq and is a predicted model, not a curated record. The coding region runs from base 143 to 790 and encodes 215 amino acids.